Messenger RNA from Zychaea mexicana, 969 nucleotides. RefSeq lists its product as uncharacterized. The transcript has a single exon. NCBI's taxonomy places the organism in Eukaryota, Fungi, Mucoromycota, Mucoromycetes, Mucorales, Lichtheimiaceae. Bases 1 to 969 code for a protein of 322 amino acids. Gene Ontology annotation, molecular function: protein binding. The record is from RefSeq and is a predicted model, not a curated record.
AUGACAACAUUGGGCCUAACUCUGCCAUCGCCUGUUUCUCUUUAUAAUCCCGACCAUGUUUCCAUGGCUAUCUAUUUUGUGACGAAAUGUCACUUGCAGGCGCCGCUCGCAUACAAGGCCCGUAUCCACUUUUUCUAUUUCUUUUAUCACAAUUUCAAGUUUAGAAUGAACACAAAUGACUCUCCCAACGCAUCCUCACCUCAGCCAUCUAGAUUAAAGCACCCUGACGAUCAGUCAAGUGCACCUCACGCCGACGAAGAAAACACAUCAGGUUCGGAUAAAGCACAAGUUGAUGCAUCUGGGUCUGACGCUGAUCGAUCUAGCCAGUCGAAACAAGCAACGGCGAGCAACAGCAGCACCAAUAACGACGACGACGAAAACAAGAUUACAGACGUUGAUCAAGCAUGGACAGCUACUUGGGAUGCAAACAACCAGGCAUAUUACUGGUGGAAUAUGGUGACAUACGAAACGACCUGGGAGAACCCACUUAUUAAAAACCCAGGCGACGGCAAAACUGAAGGCAGCAAUGACAAAGUAAUAAAGGGAGAAAAAGAAGGAAGCCGAGAACUUUCGGGCUCUCCAGCAUUGAGUAGUGAAAACAACUACGUUGCUGGCACGGACAGUACUACUGCUGCCACUUUGACAGAUCAUACAACAUACCCACAGUAUCCAGGACAAGAUUAUUCAUACUCGGUCCAAGCGUAUUUCAAUUCACGGACGGGCAAGUUCCAAGCAGCGAGUGAAAUGGAACGUCUUAACCCGGAACAUUUAUCGAUAGAAAGUCGAGCGACGCGACAAAUGAAGUAUUACUUUGAUGUCGAUGAUUAUACCGAACAACGCAAUCGUGACCGAUCUUUAGGCGUUAGCAGCGGCUCUAAACAGCGGCUGUCAAAGAAGGAUGUCAAUCGAUACAAGAGGGCCAAACAAGAUAAAAAGUUGAAACGAGCUCGGGAAUGGCUUCGUGAUUAA